This is a messenger RNA of Harpegnathos saltator (Jerdon's jumping ant), 3166 nucleotides long. It is a transcript of the gene Pep, whose product is annotated as Protein on ecdysone puffs. Gene Ontology annotation, cellular component: nucleus. The record is from RefSeq and is a predicted model, not a curated record. NCBI's taxonomy places the organism in Eukaryota, Metazoa, Arthropoda, Insecta, Hymenoptera, Formicidae. The transcript is spliced from 10 exons. The coding region runs from base 16 to 2376 and encodes 786 amino acids. Gene Ontology annotation, molecular function: nucleic acid binding; zinc ion binding.
UAAACCUCAUUGUCUAUGGCGAUCGACCGUAUCCGCCAUUUGCAGUCGUUUGCUCGCGUUCAUUUUCUUGGAUUUUACGUCGGCUUCCUCUGCAUCGUUAGCAUUACAAGUACGAUGUCGUUCAAUCGAGGAGUGAAAAGAGAUUCCUUCGGAAAUCGAGGGAAUUUCAAUCGGGGCAAUAAUGGGGGCGGCGGUGGCAACAACAAUAGACUCAAUAAUAUGGGCAAUAGCGGCAUGGGAAAUAAUAUGGGUGGAGGAAUGAGCGGAGGCGGCAUGGGUGGAAUGAAUCCUUGGGAAGGUGGUAUGAUGCCUGGCAGAGGAAUCUUACCUACUCCCAACAACAAUCUUUCUCUAGCAUCACCGCAGGCACAACUUGCAAUUGCCAGCAAUCUUUUGACAAACUUGCUUCGUAGUCAGCAGGAAGUGCAACCUCAGGUGCCAUCUCUCAUGAGCCUUGGAAACAACUUCUCUGGACCAGGACCAAACUAUUCUAAUCAACAGAACUUUUCCUCGGGACGGUUUAAUGAUCGACCUGCGCGACAUGGUUUGAAAAAUCAACGUCAACAGCCAUAUAACAAGAUGGGCAAUCGCGCCCGAGACGGCCCUGCUGGGCGACGUGGUCCGUCCGCACAACAAUCUCGUGCGCCCCAGUCCGGCAGUCAACGUAUGAACGGAAACCAAAUCCAACAUCGCAACGAUAAGUCUUCUAAACCAAUUCCUGCCUCUAAACAAAAUCAGACUGCCAAAAAGGAACAGCAGGACGUUAAGACCUCUGAUAGUGAAAAAGCAGAGCCGCCUGUUCCGAAAAGUGAAAACGUGGAAGAGACCGAGGAUAAGAAACACGAUUGGAAGGAUGAGAAGGAGACGGAGGAGGUGAAGAUAAAAGUGGAGGAGGAAGGUGAGAAAACGAUGGAUGCUGACGCGAGCAUGGAACAGUCCGCCGCUGCGGAAGACGCGUCGAAGGACGCGAACACGUCCUCGAGCGAGAAGGACGCGAAAACGAUCGGCAAGAAAUCGGAGGCUAGACACGCCGAGAGUCGUUACGCCGAGGUUCCGAUGAACCACAUGUUUUGUCAUAUCUGCAACAAGCAUAUGUGGGACGGAUAUUCCUUCGAGAAUCAUCUGCGCGGACGUGCGCAUCAACUGAUGAUGGAGAAAUUGGAUGAAUCUUACAAACUGAAAGUCGAUCUGAUGCGACACGAACUGCGUGUUGCCGAGGAACAACGGGAGCUUAGCUUGAACAACUCGAAACGUCGUGGGAAGAAAGUCUCUGUAGAUUUCAACGUCAGGGAGUACUGUACGAUGUGCGACUUGAAUUUCUAUGGGACUUUGUCUACACACAGGAAGAGUGAAAAGCAUCAGCAAUUGAAAACUUUCUUGCAUCCACGGUGUUUCCCCUGUCUGAAAGAAUUUCCGUCUCGUAUAGAGUACGACGAGCACUGCUUGACACCCGCUCACAUGAAGAACGCUGUUCAGUGUGAGGAACAACGGAAAAAUAAGAAGAAAGAAAAACUAGCAAAGGGAGAAGCCGAAGUACGUAGCGCGGAAGACGAGGAAAAGGACGUCUGGCAUGAUACGAAGAAUGAGAAGGAAGACGAUUCCGGAGAACAAGAAUAUAUCACGGAUAUCACGGAAAAUAUGAGCGAUACUAAGUACAAGAUUCCGUCUUAUAAGUAUUGCCGUCAGAAGCAGAUAGGCGUUGGCAGAUCAAUGAUCAAAGAAGUGCAAGGAUUUUAUUGCGAACGUUGCCGACGAUUCAUGCUCUUGGAAGAUGAUAUGAACGCUCAUUUACGCAGUAUCACUCACUACCGAAACUUCUUGGCGGAUGUAAAGUCGUUAACAUCAAACGCCGCAGCUGCAGAGUCGAAGGAAACCAAGCAAAGCGAGAAUGAGAAAACUACUGAUCAAGCUCCGGAGGAGUAUGAAGAAAAUUGGAAACGUUGCAAGAUUUCUCACGACGAGGAGGAGAAUGACGACAGCCUGCGAGAGCCGCAGGAAACACAAGAGAACGUCGCCGAUAACACAAUCGCGCCGAAAAAGUCAGACGGAGAGGAAAAGUACGACCCAUUGGAGGCCGAUGCCGAAUCCGAGGAGGAUGAAAUGAAUCGUGAGCCGGAAACGGAAAUGAAGGACACGACACAGAACGCUUCCAACGGACAGGAGAAAAAGACACCGAUCGACGAGAUGUGGACGGACGCUGACAACGACGAUGCAGAGAUGGGUAAUUUGAUCGACGAAACGGAUGAGAAGGAUCAUAUGGAUCAAGAGAAAUCCAUGCAAAAGAUAGAACGUAAUUUUAAUCCGCCAAAAAUGUCACGAGGACGCGGAUUCGUACGCGGUCGUGGCGGUCCGCGUGCUAGAAGAUCUCGACGAUAAGAUGACGCGGUUCGAUCUGCAAAAAUACGAAAGUAUAAAGAGGGCGCGGAAAAUGCGUCAGAGCUGGUAGAAGCUAGAUGGGCAUUUUCCGUGCUGUUAUAAGUCCUAAUGGUAUGAAUUAUACAAAGCAUGUGAACAUUUUUAUUGUCGAAGCAUAUUUAGACACGUGUAAUAUGCGUAUGUUAUAUUCACGUGGGUUACAUGUGUAGUUACAUGCGUAAACUCUAUCUUGUAAGCGACCUAUCUUACUCUUAUUGUAUAACGAAAGAAGAGAAAAAAAAUGUCGGAGUCAUCAUGUAGAAGUCUAGACUACUGUUAGUAAUCGUUACUUGUCUCAUAAGGUUUAAUUCGUUACCUUACAAUUACAAACCAGAGACUUGUAGAUUAUGAUCUAAAUGAAACGCAUACACACACCAGUUAUAUUAACGUGGAUGUUUCUUUUUGUGUUUCAAACUGAAAUAAUUAUACUUAUGAAUUUGUACAUCGUGAAACGGUCAAUUCUUUUCCUGGCACGUGCUCAAAAAGAAUAAAAUUAUAAGACACACAACGGGUUAAUGAUUGCCAUUGACACGUAUAUGGCGCUAAUUUACAUGAAUUGUUGGGAACUACAUGUAAUUGCAAGGGUUAUUUGUGGGUAUCAUGUGUGGACAAAUGCGUACAGUACUAACAGCAAGAUCAGGAUAUAUGUAAUGUGUAUGUAUGCAUGCGGGUAUGUGUGUGUGUGUGUGUGUGUGUGUGCGCGUGUGUGUGUGUAUGUGUGUGUAAAGGAAUAAAUUGAUUGAGAUCGAAA